Molecule: messenger RNA, 7685 nt
Organism: Cavia porcellus (domestic guinea pig)
Lineage: Eukaryota; Metazoa; Chordata; Mammalia; Rodentia; Caviidae
Gene: Piwil4
Product: piwi like RNA-mediated gene silencing 4
Exons: 4
Coding region: 167-547 (126 amino acids)
Biological process (GO): regulatory ncRNA-mediated gene silencing
Cellular component (GO): ciliary base; P granule
Molecular function (GO): piRNA binding; RNA endonuclease activity; protein binding
Source: RefSeq, a predicted model, not a curated record
AAUUUAAGCGCCUUUAGUACGCGGGAGGGGAGGUCGCACCAGAGCCUUCGGAAGUAGAGCGGCAGCAGCCUCUGUCGCCAUAACAACCAGAGACGACUCGCGUUGCCGGGCAGCUUGCUCUGAGCUGAGAAGGCUCGGCGGCCUCCAGACGCCCAGACUCCGCAGCAUGUGGCAGCAGGAAGCGCCGGUGGUAACGGCGGCUGCGGAGCCAGAGGCUGGCCGCGACGGGGAGCAGCUUCGGCAGCCAGCCGGGCUUGGGGGUAGAGCGCUCGGGGAACCCGGCAGCGCCCCCCAGGAACCUCGCGGACAGUGGAAGAAAUUUUUAUACUGUGAGCCACAUAAGAGAAUUAAGGAAGUUUUGGAAGAAGAGCUUUAUAUCAAGAGAGAUGAAUGCCACAUUAAAAAUUCACCUCCAGUGGCCCUGGAAAGAAUUUGGAGCAUUAAAAAGAAUCUCCCUGUGGGUGGUGGAAAGCCAGGACUACUGAACAGAAACAGUUUACUGCCGCAAGCCAAGUACUAUUCGAGGCACGGAGGACUGAGAAGAUAAGAUGAAUAGAAUGUCUGACUGAGAAGGAACCUCUUUCUCUUAGUGUUUGAAGAACACUGAAGAAACUCAAGCUUGUUUCUAAAUUUUAGAUGUGUAGGGAAAAAGUACAUUAAUCUGAAAAAUCUAUAAAUUAACCCAAAGUAAUGAAAGAUGAUUGGUAAAGUGUUCUAAGUGCUCAUGAAUAAUGCACAAUUGUAAUAAAUUGAGCUUCUAGUUCAGCCUAUUUUAAUGAAUUGGUGGUGAAGCAGAGACAAGCGUCUUUUCUUCAGGCAUUGUAAUUCUUAACCCUUUACUACAAUAUAAUGCGCUAAUCCAUCUAAAAACAGAAAUAAAUGCAGGUAUAUAUAGUGCUUAGUAAUGACAUAGAUGAAAAAACUCUCAGAAAGUCAUUUUUAUACCAGCUCAUGCUUUCUGUAGAGUUUGUUUACUAAUAUAGAGGAGCCAGGAAAUUUAUAAAGAUAUGUUUAUUGCAUUUUAAUAAUAAUUUUAGGUUAAAAAGAGAUUUAAAAGUAUAAAAUAAAAACCUUGCUUUUCAAAGUAAUAUAUAUGCAUUAUAGAAAAUUGGAAAAUAAAGAAAUAUAAAUGCAAAACAUCCCUUAUUUGUAAACUAAUUUCUAGAAACAACCAUGACAACAUGUAAAUAUAUUUUUUCUAUGCAGAUUUUACUUUGCCUAUUUAAAAUCAUACUGUACAAUGUAUAUAGUUAUUAUCCCUUUUAAUAUAAUAUGUAAUUUCCCAUUUUUAAUUGCACAAAAAUUGUUUAUAUAUUUGUACUAAAUGUUUAUUAUAUUUUCUGGAUAUUUGGGUUUUCCCAAUUUCUCAUUUAAUAUAUCCCUUGUGAUUCAUUCAUACCCCUUCUCCCUACAUACACACUUAAAAAGUUCUUUUGUUUAUCCCAGCAAGAUACAUAGUACAUGUACAAUCACAGCUACUUAAGACACUGAGGGAGAAGGAUUGCAAGUUUGUUUUUAAAAAAAUUUUUUUAAAGAAAGACCAAAACAGGAAAUGGGUAGAAAUAAUACAUACAUUCAGAGAAAAAAUAAACAGUAAGAAAUCACUAGUUGAUGUUUACAUACUGUACUCUUACAAAUAGUUGUUCAAGAUACAAAAGUGUAACAUAUAAAGUGGGAAUUCAAACAGUGAGACUGCGAACCAUUCUGUUCAACGACCCAACAAAAACUUAGUAAUAUGGCUAUCAAUCCUAUACACUUAAACAUACAUGCAGUUAUCCACAUCUUCAUUUAUGUUGCGAUUAAACAAACUAAAGCAGGCUAAAGUCAUUCUGAACAAAGAAUAGUAGUAUUGCUGGAUUUCACAUCAUGACAUUCCGGGAUCAGCACUGGGUACUGUAGUGUCUUCUCUUUUUAAAUUUUAUUUAAAGAAAGACUAAACAAAAUAGAAAAUUGGUAGAAAUAAUACAUACUUUCAAAGAAAAAAAUAAACAGUAAGAAAUAAGUAGUUGAUGAUUACAGAUUGUCCUCUUACAAAUACUUAUUCAAGAUACUAAAGUGGAGCAUAUAAAGUGGGGAUUCAAACAGUGAGAUUGUAACCAGUUCUGUUCAACUAUGCAACAAAAACUUAGAAAUAUGGUUAUUAAUCCUACUUAAACAUACAUGCAAUUAUCCCUAUGUUCAAUUAUGUUGAGAUUGAACAAACCCAAGCAGGCUAAUAUCACUCUGAACAAAGAAUACUAUUGCUGGGUUUCACAUUGUGACACUCCAGGAUCAGCACUGGGUACAUUAGUGUCUCUUUUUCUUCAAAGUAUCUGUUAAUUUUAUCAUGUGUCAUAAGAUCAGUUCUCAUAAACUGUUUAUAGAUUCUACACAUGCUUAAGUCUUAACAUAUAUUUCUAUCCUUUCUAUAUUAGAGGGAGAAACAAAACAAAGCAAGACAAAACAAAACAUAUUCCUAUAAACACAUGAAAUGAAAAAGACAUAUAAGACUGUUAUAUAAGGAGUUCUACCAUAGUUCCUGUGUUGUCUCUUGUUAUCGUCAAUAGAAUUGGCUAUAUCAUCAGACAUAGUAUAAUUGAAUAUAUCAGUACACAACAGUAUUAAUAAAAACACAACUUUGUAUAUUGUAUAAAAGUUCAAAAACAGGCAGUUAUCAAACCAGAAUGUCUAUUGUAAAGUCUUGUCAUCUUCAGUGUAGUUGCCUUUACUCUCAGACUUGAUACUGUCAAUCAUAUCAGUUUUGAAUAAAAUCUGUCAAUACUAAACAGCAAUCUAACAAACCAGAUUUAACAAAGAUCAGUCAUGAUAAAACAAGUCAUACAGGACUCCAGAUUAAGUUAAUAGGAAAUUAAAGAUGAUUACUGUGCUAUAUCCUGAUGUUUUUGGGAUAGCUGUCUGUUCCCUCAAAUCUAAUGCAAGUAAACAAACUGGGAUAGAAUAAAAUCUAUCAAAAAAAGAAUAAAAUCUAUCUAAGUAGAGUGGUGCAAGUAAUGUGGGUUUUAAAUCCUGAUACACUAUUAACAAUAUCUUCUGCCAUCUUUUUAAAGACUCUCCCUCCCCUUUCACUUCCCCAGGGUACAUUGUACAUUUUUGGGUCUCACCAAGACCCUUGAUUUUAAAUUGGGAGGCGCAAACCUGCUCUUUAUCUAAGUGUUUCCAAACCUUCUGUCUCUUGGACUUGAUCUCUAAUUGUAUUCCUUCACCUAGUAAAGCUUGUCUUUCCAACCUAUCCACAAAUAGUGGUCUAGUUGCCCCUAUUACUCUCUAGUUUCUGUCACAUAGAGCAUUAUUUUCUCAUAUUUGAUUUUCAGUACAUGUACUCUUUUUCAUGUUAAUUAUAUUUCCUAUAAAUAGCAUCUCAGUGGACCCUGCCUUCUGAUCUACUCCAUGUGUGGUUCUUUUUGUUUAAUUUAGUGUAUCAAGGCCAUCUAUAUUAGAGAUUAUAACCAACCUUCUCUGCCUCAUUUCUGUAAUGCUUUUUUUUGCCAUCAAUUGUCUGCUUGUCUUCUUCAUUCUGUAUUCUGCUCCAUUUAUUGAGGCUUCUCUGCCACUGUUCCUGGAAUCCUAGUAAUUUUCUCUCUUUCUCUAGAAUGACCUGCAGUAUUCUCUGUAGAGUUGGAUUGGUGGUUGCGAAUUUCCCACGUUCCUCUUUGUCUUGGAAGCAUCUUGUUUCUCCAUUCAUUUCUGGAGGCAGUUUAGCAGGGUAUAUCAAUCUGGGUUGGAAGUUAUUUUCUUUCAGGGCUUGGAAUUUUUCACUCCAGGCUCUUCUUGACUUGAUGGUUUGUGUAGAAAAGUCUGCCAUGAUUCUGAUGAGCCUUCCUUUAUAGGUUAUCUGUUUCUUGUCUCUAACAGCUUUUAAUAUUCUGUUUUUAUUGAAUUUCUGGGAUCUUGAUUAUUGUAUGCCUGGGUGUAACUCUGUUUUAGUUGUAGGUGGCUGGAGUUCUGUAUGCCUAAUAUAUCAGAAUAUCAUUUCCUUUUCUUAUGUUUGGAAAAAUUUCCUUAAUUAUUUCUGUGAAUAGCUUUUGUAGUUCCUUUGUUUGUACCCCUGCUUCUUCAUUCACAUUCUUUAUUCUCAAGUUAAAGAUCCUCUUGUCAUCUUCUAGCCUUUGUAUUGUUACUGCUUGUUUCCUUGUGAUUUUUAAAAAGUUUUUCCUUUCAUAUUCUCACAUUGCAAAACUGUCCUCCAGUUUGGAUAAUCUAUCCUUAGUUUCUUUCAAGUUGAUUUGCCAUCUUUCCAUAAAGCUUUUAAUUUCCUGGUGAUCUCUUUGAAUCUGCUCCAUGUAUUCUAUAUUUUUUUAUAUUCUUCAUCAAAUGGUUCUCUCCUUUGUUUCAGUUCCUUUCUUCCAUCUGUGUCUGCUUGAGGAGUGCUUAGCAUCUUCUUAUAUCUUGCUUUAAUUGGCUAAAUAUUUCACUUUUGAGGUCCUGAAGAUAUCUCUUUAUGUCCACUGGUGCUGUGUCUGAUAUUGCAUGUUUGCUAUUCUCAUUCUCCUUUGUAUUUACCUGUCCUGGGUUGAUGUUCUCAGGGUUGGGACCUGGAGACUUUUUGUUGUUGCUUUCUCUUCCCAUCUUUUUUGUUUCUUUCAGGAGGCCCUACUUUCUUUCUUUGUUGAUUACAAUUCUUCUGAGCAUGCUGACUAGGUGACCCUUCCCACUUCAGUGUGCUAGUGAGUUGCAAACAGGGGCAGCAUAUGUUGGCCCCUUCCCUUCAGAUCAGUCAAGCUGCCGAGGCCUACACUAUAUUACUGUGUGCUGCCUCCCCUCUGGGUCAGUCAAACUUCUGAGGCCUUCUGCAUUAGGGUACACUGCCACCAUAGGGAAUUGAUUUCAGAUAACCUAUUGGGUCUCAGCCAGGUCCCAUGACCCAGGCCUAGUUCACUCUACCAAUCCUGUUCGGGAAGGGAACAACUGACUGAAGUCACUGCUGCCCCUUGUACUUGCCAGUCCUGCCCAGUCCCAUAAUGUCAUCUGCCAGAGCCCCCCUUUCUGUGGAAUGGCUCCACUCCUGUCACUCACCACAGGCUGAUGCAGGCUCCCCACCAGCUCAGCUGUCCAUUCAGCUGGCUGACUCUCGACUUUAGUGUGACUGUGCCUCCAGUGAGUUGAAGUCGUGAGACCUCGGAUGGCUUGGCAAGUCUCCCACUGCAGCAGGAGCACUGAACCUUUAGCUGUUCCAAUAAUAACACUGGGACUGUACGUUCAAUUGGUUCUUCUCACCUUAGUUUCUUCUUGGGAUGAGAGAAUUCACCCCCUUCUGUUUGGGGUUCCUCACACUGUAUUAUGUUAAUUGUAAGUUGACUAUCUCAGGGAGCUUCAGUAGCCAGCUGUUAUCUGCCAUCUUUUCGGAUUGCAAGUUUGAACCCAACCUGGCAAUUAAGAGCCUGUGUAAAAGUCAGAAGAAAAGGCCUGGAGUGUAACUCAGUGGAGGGCUCAAACACACACACACACACACACACACACACACACACACACACACAUAAUAUUUCUUCUAGUAUUGAAUAGUAUUCUGAUCACUUUUCUUUGUAGGGUAAAUUCAUCUUAAUACCUCUUCAUUCUCAAGUUCAUUACUAUUUUUGAUGUAAUAAAUCAAGUAUAGUCAACAAGGAUUUGUUGACUGGGUAUGUCCUGCCCCUGCUUAAAAAUAUUUACCCUGUGAAACAGUCAAUAAUCUCGUGAGUCAAACUUUUCCAAGCUUAAUAUAAAAAUUUCCAUUUGGUUAAUGAACACUAGAUGAGCUUCUAUGCCUAAGACAGCUCCACCUACCACCAUGUUUAUGGAACUGUUUUUACCAUUGGCUGUUUCAAAAUAAUAUUUGCCAAUGGCUAAAACUGAGGGGUUACAUCUUCACUUAAUCAUAAAACAUUAAAACUACCUUGAGUUAUGGCAAAGUAUUUAGUAUUCUUACAAAUCUAAAAAUCUUUAACUUCUAAAAACUCUCAACAUUGGCUUUUUACAUGUGUAGUAAGAUGCCACACAAAGAGGGCAAUGCAGGGGAAUACUGACUUUCACCCAUCCCAUUUGAAAUAUCCUGUUCCUAGCUGGGUUCCCAGUGUGACUUUGUAAACAUGCUCAAGGAUUUCCUUUCUCACUUCCACUUUACCUUUGCCAGUAAACAAGCUCCCACCCUCUUCACUGUUUAUUUUGAACUUUACUGCCUGAGCUCUGAAUCGUCCCUUUCUGACCAGCCUCUAAGACUAACAAGGACCGAGCUCAUGUCACUGUGCCCUUGCUUGUAUUUCUUUCUUAUUCUACUCUCGGUUUCUGGCUUUUUGCAGCUCAUUACUGUACUGCAAUGCCCUGUUGCAUAUUUUCUCAAGUGGAUAUAUGUGCAGGGUUUUGGGGGCCAGCAUUAUUUAUAAUAAUAAGUUUAGAAGCCCACCUAAAUGCCCAGUGUAAGGGAUGGUUUAAAAGUUAUACUAUGGUGCAAUAUUUUGCUUUGUCUUUCAAUUCAAUCAACUUUUAAAAUUUCUAAAAGGCAUUUUUUUAGAUGAAACUUCUAAAACCAGAAUUAAAAGGACACUUCUUUAAAAAUAACAAAAAAUAGCAAUCCUAAAUCAACAUUUUCAUACACAGUAAUGAAAUAUACUAAAAGCAUUCUGAAACCAAAAAUAAAACAAAGAUAUUUUAUUUCCAAAGGUGUCUGCAAACCAUUUGCUUUCAUUCUUCAUUGUGUACACCUCCUGACUCCGGAUCCUAAGGCUUUCUUCCGUUUCUGCUAGAGAUACUUACUGGUAAUACAGGGUAUAUACCUCUUGCUUAAUUUGGCCAAUAGUCAUCACAAAAGCAUCUGUGAGCCACAUAGAUUGAAGAUUAAAAGUAGAAAAAAAAUGAGGAAACUGUUUCUUUACAGUUAUAUCAGGUGAGGCAACUUUUUUAAAACAAUUUUUUAGUUGUAUUUUUAAGACUGAUUUAUCUUAUCACAUCCCUUGUCUCACAACUGCAAUGUUUACAAGAUGGAAAUUAUAUGAGGAGGUUUUUGCUUUUGUUUUAAUAAAAAUACAUGUUUCACGUAUUUUAUAGCUCACAUUUUUCACUCAGCCAUCCAUUAUGACCUUUUGCCUGUGUAACAUCUGCUUGUCUAAACUGUCAAAUUUUAAUGGAUAUUUCCACCUUUCCAUAUCCAUAUAAUAAAAAGAAAGCUUUUGGAGUUUCUUCAUAGGUUUGUAUUCUGGAAGGAAUAAACCACAAGAACUUUGAAUGAAAAUAGGGUAAUCAAAUUCAGAGUCAAUGCUGUCCAUUUUAAGAAUGCCAACCGCCUGAUUUCCCAGAAUGUUCCAGCCAGAUUUAUACCUGUCUAGACAAACAUACACACAUAAACACAGGGGUGGAGGGGAACUAGAGGGUGACAUGGAUGAUGCUGCAGGGACAUUAUGCUAAGUGAAACAAGCCCAGCCACAGAGAGACAAAAGCUGCCUGAUUCCUUUAUAUGAAGAAUUUAAAAUAGCUGACUAAAUACAUAGAAACAGAGAGAGGGAUGGUGGCUGUCAGGAGCUCUGAGGGAGCAGUAGGAAAGGGGAGUUUCUAAUCAACAGGACCAAAAUUUUGGGGAUAUAGGAUUUAUAUGUUCUGCAUACCUGGUGAGCUUUGUGCCUAUAAAUAGCAAUAUUGUAUUGCACACUAAAAAAUCUGUUUCAAGGGUAAAUCUCAUGUUAAAGUUCUUACUAUAAUAAAAUAAAAUGUUAAAGCAA